Messenger RNA from Lytechinus pictus (painted urchin), 6025 nucleotides. RefSeq lists its product as uncharacterized. Lineage: Eukaryota; Metazoa; Echinodermata; Echinoidea; Temnopleuroida; Toxopneustidae. Gene Ontology annotation, biological process: microtubule-based movement. The record is from RefSeq and is a predicted model, not a curated record. Gene Ontology annotation, molecular function: microtubule binding; ATP binding; microtubule motor activity. The coding region runs from base 148 to 4428 and encodes 1426 amino acids. Gene Ontology annotation, cellular component: microtubule; kinesin complex. The transcript is spliced from 16 exons.
UCAUAUGGGCUUGCCAUACACUUUUGUUUUCGUCGUCACGGACGCGACGACAAUUAUCUCGGAAUUUCUGAAUGUCUGCUGAAACGAAAUAUGCCUGAAUUACUGAAUCUGGAUAUUUUACGUCUUCAGGACUGAUGAAAAAAUCCAAUGGCUCACAUAAAGACGUAUGCACGAAUCAAACCCACUGGAAAACAAUCUAAACGUCUGGAUCACGAAUCUACCAACGUAGCCAUCAGUGUUCCUCAGCUUCAGCCCAGCGGUCAGACCAGGGACUGUACGGCCACGCUGACCCAUCAGUUUGAGUUUGCAAGGGUCUUUGGACCAACGUCCACCCAAGAUGAGGUCUUUGACUCUGUGGCUUCCCACAUCGUAGAUGGUUUUCUAUCUGGUUACAAUGGGACUAUAUUUGCAUAUGGGCAGACAGGCUCAGGGAAGACAUUCACCAUUGAAGGGAGCGCCAAAUCCUACUCAGAUCGGGGUCUUGCACCAAGAGCUUUAUCAAGAAUUUACAAAUCUCUGGAGAAUCAAAAGUUCGAUGAACUCUCCAUCAAAGUUUCCUAUAUGGAGAUUUACCAGGAAAUUGGAUACGACCUUUUGAACCCUACGACACGACCUGGAAACGUUGUCACACAUCUACCCAAGGUCAGUGUCACUGAUGGACCAAACAACUCUUGCACCGUACGCAACCUUUCUAUGCAUCUUGCAGCCGAUGAACGUGUUGCUCAAUCACUUCUCCUGCAAGGUCAAGCAAGCAGGAAGGUUGCUGAGACGCCCAUGAACCAACGAUCUUCCAGGUCCCAUGCUGUGUUUACUAUUUAUGUCAAGACCCGACAGAAGGACUCCCAUGCAGUUAAUAUGUCAAAGCUGCAUCUUGUGGAUCUGGCUGGCUCCGAGCGGGUAGCGAAGACGAAGAUCGCCGGUCACCAGCUUCAUGAAGCCAAGUCCAUCAACCUUUCUCUUCAUCACUUGGAAGGGGUCAUCAUCGCAUUGCAGGGAGGUCAUGGAGAGGGGUCGAAGGUCAAAGGUCGUAGGAGAGCUUUGAGUGCUGGUCCAGUCAGGAACAGAAGGGUUGGGAGUGCCUCGAGCACACGUUCCUUGCCGUAUCAUAGGUCCAUGUCCGUGGGUGGCCAUCGUCAUGUACCGUAUCGUAACUCAUUACUCACUAUGGUCUUAAGAGAUAGCCUUGGAGGAAACUGCCUGACAGCGAUGAUUGCUACCAUAUCAGCCGAGGAGAUCAACCUGAGUGAAUCUUUGUCAACUUGUCGCUUUGCCAUGAGGGUAGCUGCUAUUCAGAACAAGAUAAGUCGUAAUGAGGUCAUCGAUGACAAGACAAUCAUCGCCAGGUUAAGGAAGAAGAUUGCCAACCUCGAAGAAGAAAUCCUUGCCCUCAAAAGAAGAAUUAGUGAAGAUCAUCAUUUGAAGAUUGAGGCAUCCAACGAGUUUACCACCAACAAUCAUCCAGCUGAAUCCACUACUCACAUCACAUCAUCUUCAUCUAUAAAAGGCCCUUCCUCAUUGGCUCAUGCCCCCAAGCCUUUGGUUGCACCAGCCAGUGGGAGUGGUCUUACCAGGGAAGGAAGGCAGCUCUGUGCUAGAAUCAUGCAAGGGUUCGUGAGUGGCAGAGUGACUGAUCCGGUUUCAUCUGGUGUCUCAGAUUUCUCCCGAUUCCGAGAGUGCUUGAGGAUUCUUCGGGAGAUGAUCCACCGUUCGUAUGCUUACCAUCAGAGAUACAACCCCGCCCUCCUCACAGAUCAACAGCAAGGGUCAAAGGUCAAAAGGUCAGAAGAGAAUGUUCCCAAUGUGAAGAGGUCACCUGAAGGAGUGAAGGUCAAGUCAAGGUCAAGUACUGAGAAAGGGCAAUCCAAAGGUUACAAGUCACCGUUUGAGAGGAAAAGGGAGAAAGAAAUCUCAAAGUUGAGUAAGAAUGUCGAGACUCAGAUCGCAGAACAGAAACAGCAACGGAAAGAUCUGAUGGAAUUCAAAACCCUUCUCAAACAACAACAGUUGGAGAAUGCUCUUAGAGACUUAAGCAACAAGAUCAGCAUGACAACGGACCACUUAGACAAACAACAGGAGUUAGUAGAGAGUCUACGGCAGUGCAAAGCAAGCAGGGAACAGAUAACAGCUGAGAAGAUUGCACAGAAACAGCUGGCAAAGAGACUAGCAAAGUACGAGAAGAGAUAUCAGCUCGCUCUAGAGCACCUCCAGAUCGUCCGCAACCACAUCGAGCUUCAGGGCAGGGUCUCUAAGGCAAGACAAUCGACCAAUCACAACACUUCUACCAGACAGGAUGUCACCAGCCUGGAUGUCAUUAGCCAAUCGGAUUCAAGUUCCCAUCCUUCUAGCCAGUCUGAACCAGUAUUUCAUCCUACCAGGCACAUGUCAUCUCCAAGACAAGGGACCCAUAGGUCUGGCCAAUCAGAAGUCACGUUAGGUGGGAUUGGAGUGGAGGAUGACCAAUCAGGAAGCUUGACUGAUAGGGUUGUGGAGAGAUGCCGACAUAAGAGCGGGAGAGUGGACUCCAAGAGGGUUCUGGAUAUAUUGAAGCAGGAGGAUAGCAAGCGUAAUAAGGCAGCUAAGGAGAUCAAAGAGCAACGGAUAAAAAACUUUACGCAACACUUCACACUCAAGGAAGAAGCUACACUCACAAAACUACAGCAUUUUAAAGAGCAACUCCGUAAGCAGCAAGAAAGUGAGAAACGGCGAAGUGAUUCUUCAUUGAGCAUGAGCCAAUCAUGGGAUGGUCAUGUGAACACUGCAUGGUCUGAUGAUGUCACAAUAGAGAGGUCAGGGAUUGACCAAUCAGGAACUUUUGUUUCUGCAAUAAAUGAAAGUGAAUCUGCUAAUGAUGUAGGAAAGAAUGUGAUCGAUGGAGGACAUGGGAAGAACCAACCAGCCAGAUCCCCAGACAACUUUGUAAAUGAUGAUUCUCAAAAGCGAAAUAUCCCUCUUCAAAUGUCUUCCUCAUUUCAAAAAAUGGUUUCCAAGGAAAAUUCUCUUGACAUUUCAUCAAAGAACAACAACAAAAUUGCUGCUGAACCUACUCAUGGUGGUACAGUUGUCCAGAAUUUGCAUGCAUCCAAUGUCCCGCAGGAAAGAUCACCUCAUAGGACGUCUUUGGAAGAUCCAUCUGCCAAGACGAUAGCCUUGACCAGAGACUCUUUAUCCCAUGGAGGAGAUAACACUUCUGUUCAGGUGUCCAACAUCACCACUGGCAGUUCUGCCAGUGUGCAGUCUCCAUUGUCCACAAAUAUUUCCAUGCUGCAGAGUUCUCCUUUUGGAGGAGUUACCAAUAGCAGUUCUAUUGGAGAAGGAACUAUCCUUGUUAGCCAGGACUCAAAGAUGUCUUCAAUGCUUCUAGGAAGGUCUUCUACUCCUGGAUUGUCAGUGGGUGAUGAACCAGCUCUAAGCCAUUCUGCAGAGUCCAUCUUCCAGGAACCACAUGGAUUGCCAGAACAGUCACCAGAUCGGACCUUGACCAAUCCUAGAAGUUCCUUUGAUGCAGCAUUGUCUUCCAUGCUCCGUCAGGAUAAAUCAACAGUCAGCCCUGCAGCCCUUGAGGACACCAAAUUCAAAGCGCAACAUAGUGGAGAUGUCUCUCUAGCACUGAAUACAAAGCUCCUUGAUUACCUGGGUGGUAAACCUAUGAGAGGUCCAUCAGUCAGCAGUGUGGCCUCUCUCCAGGAUGGCUUUUCAAGGUCUUCCAUCAGCAGUGGUUUCACAGGGUCUUCCAUGCAGCGUGAUGCCUUCGGGAGUUCGACCAGCAAUAGCCUUACUACAGGGUCUUCCGUUGGUACUGUCACCAGAGAACCAUCCUUGGACAGCUUCUUUGCAGGAUCUUCCAUCAACAGUGAUUUAACAGGGUCUUCCUUGCAGACUGAUGUCUUCGGAAGAUCUUCCAACAAUAGCCUUGCUACAGGGUCAUCUGUUGGUAGUGUUCCCAGAGAACCAUCAUUUGCAGAAUCUUCCAUCCACGGUGCCUUUCACAGAUCGUCAUUGAACAGUGCCUUUGAAAGUUCUUCUCCAAGCAGAUCAUUUGACAGAUCUUCAGUACAUAGUGGCCAAACAGGAUCUUCCAUUGAUAGUAAUACAGUCACAUCAUCAAAACCCCCUACUUUUCAAAUAGGUGCUUCCAUAUCGACACUGAACAGCUGCAUAGGCGAGGAAGAGUCCAUUAAUCCAAGAGGGGGAGAGAAAGCUAAACAGGCCUUCUUCCAAAGUAACCUGUCCACAAGUUCUCUUGGCAACCAGGUAGGGUUUAGCAAUGAAAGGCCUGUGGUCAAAGCAAUCGCAGAGGCAGAGAGUCAGAGGUCAUAUAUAUCAGCAGCCAAGGAAAAUAAAGAGCGUAUUCACAAGAUCCGAAAGGCAAUAAGAUCAGCGGAAGUUAUCCAACGAGCUUGGAAGAAAUAUCGUGCUCAAAGGAAAUAACUAUUUCAAGUUCUUGCCCUAAGUGUAUUUUAAUGUUCCCUGUUUGGAUGUAGUAGGAGUGCCUUUCUUGUAACAGUGAUUUACUUUUCACAAAUAGUAGGAUUUACAUGCAUAUCUUCCCUAAUGGGAAUAUAUGAUAUAUGAUUCAGAAUCUGAUGUUUUACCCAAGAACUUGGCCCUGUCUUACACAGAGUUGUGAUUGAUACAAAUCAAGUUGCGAUAGAUUCAAAUCAAAUCAGUUGCAAUUGACGUUUAAUUUGAUUCUACAGUAUCACAACUCUUUGUAAGACAGGUCCCAGCUCACCAGUUAUGGGUAAAAUUGUAUGCAAAUCAAGAACAGCUUAUUGAAACAACAAUUUUGUAUCAUUGGCAGUAGUCAGAAUGUACAUAUCACUGGAGGAGACAAACAAUAAAAGAAAAAAGAUGCUUCUUCUCUUGGACACACAUUAUAAAGUCCUAUUCAAUUUAGGCCAAGGCCUAAUUCUGUGUUACAAUAUGGGAAGCCAACAAUGUCAACAUUUUGUUUUAAUUGUUUUUUUGUUUGUAAUCCUUUGCUGUGAAGAAAACUAUUUUAGUUAUUAUUACCAGAUGGUUAUGAAUGAUUUGAGUGUCAAAUGAGUUGACUAAUUGAACAUGUACUGUUAGAGAUUUGUGUCAUAAUUGGCUAUCCAUAGUAAACCACAACAUAAAACAAGAAUUCGAGUCAAAUUUGGGUCCGUAAUACUGGCCUGUACCAGCUGCACAAAAAUGUGGUUAGUGCCCACAGAGCACUAAAAGCAGGUCCAGUCGCAUCUUUCAAGCUUUGAUGUCAAGUGUUGAUCCAAGAUAUAAAUAACGUGUCUGUUGUGACAUAAGGCAUCACAACAAGGCCUCUGUUAGCACUUGCAACGUCUCUGUGCAGCUGGUACUGGAAGUUUUUGAGGCUAUGUCACAAAUCCAUCAGAAGCUUUACAUUACUUUAUGAAAGAUGAGAAGCAAUCUAAUUUUUAUUCUCAAUUGUUUUCAAUCAGUCAUCAAAGUUGAUAUACAAGUAUAGCGUUGGCAUGCACUUUUGGCAGUCUACAUGGAAUGUAUUUGUUUUGAACAGUGUUGUAUUUUCUACAAUUUGAAUGAAAUUAUUUAAAGAAUUCAUAUUCUUAUUGAAAGGUAGACAAAAACCUUUCAGCUUUGUACUACAUAUUGAAGUUGUUUAUAAAGCUAUGCAUACUUGCAAACUAGCUUUAUGAAAUACUUCCGAGUCUUUAUUGUAAGGUUCUUUGAAAUAGCAGCUGCACUUUUUUAUAAUACAAAUAUCUCAGCAAAAUGAACCGUCCUUGAAACUCCACUAGUUUUAUAUUCAAUCAUGUUAGAUUAAUUCAUUUCCUUCAAUCAUUCAUGUUGUACACUAUAUGGUAAGCAGUAUUAUUCAGUAUUCCCUUGUAAUGCACAUUUUCCUCUGAAAUAUUUGAUUCAACUUUAAUUCAGGAAUACAAUUAUUACGCCUUGCUAAAAAAAUUAUCAUGACUAUAAUAAUUGUGGAUUUAUAAUUUGGCUAUUUGUGUGCCAAAAAAUGCUAUUUUUGAAAAUAAAUUUUGUAAUAUUUAUUGUAGAUAAAUUU